ACCCAGGCUGUCUGCUGACUUGCAGGCUCUGUCCCAGGAACGGGCUUCCCAAACACCUUCUCUCGUUCUGACAUGAGUUCCAGCCACCUGCUAAAUCGACUGCCAGCUGCCAGGAGCCAGUGCCCAGAGAGCCCUGAGGAGUAGCCACUCAGUAAUAGCCGACACCUGGGGCCACCAUGAACUGGGGGAUCUUCGAGGGGCUCCUAAGCGGGGUCAACAAGUACUCCACAGCCUUUGGGCGCAUCUGGCUGUCUCUGGUCUUCAUCUUCCGCGUGCUGGUGUACGUGGUGACAGCUGAGCGUGUGUGGAGUGACGACCACAAGGACUUUGACUGCAACACCCGCCAGCCGGGCUGCUCCAAUGUCUGCUUCGAUGAGUUCUUCCCCGUGUCCCACGUGCGCCUCUGGGCCCUGCAGCUCAUCCUGGUCACGUGCCCCUCGCUGCUCGUGGUCAUGCACGUGGCCUACCGCGAGGCACGGGAGAAGAAGUACCGAGAGAUGGUGGGGGAGAAUGGCGGGCACCUCUACCUGAACCCGGGCAAGAAGCAGGGUGGGCUCUGGUGGACAUACGUCUGCAGCCUGGUGUUCAAGGCUGGUGUGGACGCCACCUUCCUCUAUGUAUUCCACUCACUCUACCCCAAAUACACCCUCCCUCCUGUGGUCAAGUGCCACGCAGAUCCGUGUCCCAAUACCGUGGACUGCUUCAUCUCCAAGCCCUCGGAGAAGAACAUCUUCACUCUCUUCAUGGUCAUCACAGCCGCCAUUUGCAUCCUGCUCAACCUCGUGGAACUGGCUUACCUGGUGAGCAAGAGGUGCCGUGAGUGCCUGGCCGCGAGGAAAGCCCGAGCCACCAGUGCCUCUUCCUACAAACAGGACGACCUCCUCUCAGGUGACCUCAUCUAUCUGGGCUCAGACAUUCACCCUCCCCUCUUACCAGACUGCCCUCGAGACCACAUGAAGAAAACCAUCCUGUGAGGGACUGCCUGCACUGGACCAAUGCGGGGAGGCCUGGGUUGGAAGUGCCCGGUGUCUCUCAUGGGUGCGGCCUUAGGGGUGGGAAGCUGAGGGUCGGACGGCCCAGGAACAAAUCCCUAGCCCUCGGCUCCAGCCACCUGCCCCAGUUGUAUGGCCUUGGGCACCUCAGUUUCUUUGUGUGUAAAAUGGAGAUGAUGAGGCCUAUCUCAUAGGGUUGUUGCUGUGAGGUGGUGUUUAAUUAGAGAAUGGAUGUGCAAGUGCCUUCAAUGUGUGGG
Messenger RNA from Hipposideros armiger (great roundleaf bat), 1249 nucleotides. RefSeq names its product gap junction protein beta 5 (gene GJB5). Bases 177 to 974 code for a protein of 265 amino acids. Lineage: Eukaryota; Metazoa; Chordata; Mammalia; Chiroptera; Hipposideridae. Gene Ontology annotation, cellular component: connexin complex. The record is from RefSeq and is a predicted model, not a curated record. Gene Ontology annotation, biological process: cell-cell signaling. Gene Ontology annotation, molecular function: gap junction channel activity. The transcript is spliced from 2 exons.